AUGCAGUCUCUAUGCUACGGGACGCAAAAGAACGCCGCGAUCCAGAAGGUCGACGUACUCAGUUACCAAUUCCCGCCAAGACCAACAAGACUCCGAAAAGAAGAACACUACUUCAAGAGAAUGCUGUACAAACCACACACACCUAUGGAGCUCGGGGAUGCCGUGAUAGGCCACAUCACGAGUGCAUUCGUGCUUGUGUUCGGCUUUAUGGUCCCCGCUGUACACAGCGUUGUUAGCUGGGAGACCAACCUCAGUCCCAUCGUUCCGCUCGUGUCGGGUACUGGUACUGUUUCACUGCGCGACGACGGUACCAUCAGCGCAAGGAGUCUGAAUCAACUCGACCUUAACAGCGAGAAGUGCCACGGACAUUCGCAAGUGUCAUGGCAAGGGGCAAUUGCCAUCCAGCCAUCCGUCAAACCGACGUCUGCCACAAACAUCAAGAUGACCGACUCCGCCGGUGCGAAAAUGAACGCUGCGACCAUCGCCGAGCCCUUCAGCUUGGCCGUGCGCCAGUACAUUGAGCAGGACAUGGGUGGCGUGGGUCCCAAGCUCGUGGAAGUACGCCGAGGGACGGGCAAGGCCUGUGCACGCGACGGCAUCCGCUACGAGCUGCGCGAAGUGCCCAAGGACGAGCUGCUGGAGGCUUUGGAGAAGGCCAACAAAGACUCGGAUGUGCACGGUAUUCUCGUGUACUACCCGUGCUUCGGCGCCUUCCCGAGCUUCUUCGGUGGCACCAUGGACGAUUUUUUGCGCGACAGCAUCAGCAUUAAGAAGGACGUGGAAGGACUGUGCCAAUUCUACCGUGGCAACUUGUACCGUAAUAUGCGCUACGUAGACGACGAGAAGACGCAAAAGUGCGUGCUGCCUUGCACACAUUUGGCAAUUGUCAAGAUCCUCGAACACCUUGGCGUUUAUGACAAGACCAAGCCUACUGGCGACCACUUGUCAGGUGUUAACAUCACGGUUGUUAGCCGUAGUGACAUUGUAACAGCGAACGUCCCCUACUCGUUCACUUGCAGAGGUCGUGUCUCAUACAUUGUCGGCCGCCCAUUGGCUGCUAUGCUUGCGAAUGACGGCGCUGACGUGUACAGCGCCGACAUUUACUCGCUGUACCUAUUCCGUCGCGGUAAGCUCAUCCCGAGCGAAGAGACGCAGGAGACGGCGUGUAAGAAGUCUCGUGUCAUCAUUACUGGCGUCCCCGUUAAGAGCUACAAGCUGCCGCUUGAGUGGGUCAGCGAAAACACGGUCAUCAUCAACGUCGCGUCCUUCAAGAACGUGGACGAGGCCGAGCUGCUUAAGAUAAAGGGCGUGCAGUACGUGCCACUGGUGGGUAAGGUCACGGUGGCCAUGCUCGAGCGCAACCUGCUGCGUCUGUACGAGAACUUCCACUGGAAGCCUAAGAAGGUCUGGCAGUAA
This is a messenger RNA of Phytophthora infestans T30-4, 1416 nucleotides long. RefSeq names its product methylenetetrahydrofolate dehydrogenase [NAD+], putative. Gene Ontology annotation, biological process: tetrahydrofolate interconversion; purine nucleobase biosynthetic process. Gene Ontology annotation, molecular function: methylenetetrahydrofolate dehydrogenase (NADP+) activity; methylenetetrahydrofolate dehydrogenase (NAD+) activity; methenyltetrahydrofolate cyclohydrolase activity. Bases 1 to 1416 code for a protein of 471 amino acids. The record is from RefSeq and is a predicted model, not a curated record. NCBI's taxonomy places the organism in Eukaryota, Oomycota, Peronosporomycetes, Peronosporales, Peronosporaceae. Gene Ontology annotation, cellular component: cytosol. The transcript is spliced from 7 exons.